CUUGCAAGAGUGACAAAAAUUUGCGCGACAAUCUGUUAUUGGAACCAUCGUAACGACCAAGACCCAUUUUAUGUCCCCAAGAAAGUAAGGAGUACUCAACACAUUCCUCCUCAAAAUGGGAGCUGUUCUGGGUGUUUGUUCGGCGGCUACUUGUGCUGCCAACAUAGCAUGUUGUUGUGGUUCUGCUGCUUGUAGUUUGUGCUGUAACGCUUGCCCUUCAUGCAAGAACUCUACAUCGACAAGGAUUGUCUACUCUAUCUUUCUACUCUUCGGGUUAAUUUUGUCAUGUAUUGUGCUCAUACCAGGAAUAAGAGAAGAGAUGGAUAAAAUACCAAAGUUUUGUGAGGUAAGAUCAGUAAAGUGGUCUACAAUUUCAAAACACCUAAAAGCGAGCAAUUCGUCCUCUGAAUACCUUGUAAAGCGCGAUACCUACUAAUGCCUGAUUCAAGAGGAAAUUUGAUAAUAGUUCAGUAACAGAAUCCUACAGGAAAUUUUUUUCUGUAUUAACUAUUAAAUUUAAGCUAAUGGGAAAGAAGAAGUCGCUUCAGGGGAAAACACACGUUGAAUUGUCGUCUGUUUUUAAGUGAAAUUCAUGUGAUUUCCUGCUGAGCAAGUCUACAGAGCUUUCGGAUCUCUUAAUGUUGCUUUCAGUUUACCAUAUCGUUACCAAACCGCAAAAAAAUCACAUCAAUAUUAUAAUAGAUAUUCUCUCGUUUAAUACGUGGAAAAUAUUACCAUUUCUCCUUUGAGACUUUCAGUAUUGCUCUUUUUUUCAUGAUGUCGCGUCGGCCAUUUCAGCGGCCAUAUUGUGUGGUGUUAAUCAAUCAAUUGAGAAAUAUCGUUUUGAAUCUAAUACGGUUUCCCAGUUUACAGAAGAUUUGUAGUGAGAUUCCAGUAAACACACAUACUCAGCCCAGAGAGGGUAGUGGUAAUUCUAAAGAGGGGUUAUAGACAGUCUCAAAUGUCAUAUUUGUUUGAGAAUGCAAUAAGAGUUGCCAGCAGGGUGUGUUGGCCCUGCGCUGCAAUGACAUGGAUGAGAUGCAUUUUUUAUUCUGGAACAAUGCGUUUUGCCUUACACUAUUAUGGCAUUUUACUAAUACAGCGAAACCUCUAUUAAGCAGACCCACAAUAAAGCAGAAACCCUUUGUUAACUGGACACUGUUAUGUGUGUUGCAAUACAACCCAGGAGGAUGAUUAAAUCCGAAAUUAACAUCUUAUAUUUCCAUUUACAACGAACCCCAAUUAAGUAAACAUCUUUAUUAAGGGGACGUAGACACUAAAAUGAAUUGUAUUUGGCUCAUUUCUAUUGUUAUAAAUCCCUAUUUAGCAGACACAGGACUGGAUUGACAAUGUAGUAUAUGGGAUUAUGUCCUUGAAAUAGUACAUUAAAUGUAAUCAAAGAGUCAAUGUUCUGCAUGUAUAAUCGUUGCUGUUUUGCUGUUAUGUUUUUGCAUUAUUAUCAACAAAUUAAAGUUGGUAUUUGUGCAAGGUAAUGAACUUGAACUCUGGAUAGCUUCAUUAACAACAUAGAACUUAAUCACAGUACAGAGUAACCUUUGAAUGUUAAUCAUUGACAAACAUUGUGCUAUUUUUACAAACUUCCAUUUAGUGGACACCCUCUAUUAAGUGAGCAGUUAUGAAGGUCCCAAGGGUGUCUGCUUAACAGAGGUUUCUCUGUACUAUUAAUUUUGUGUUUAUUUUUUAUCAUAAUUAUGUUACUUUGUGUUACACAACUGCUAAACACAGAAAUUUUCUAGGCACCAUUGGGACCAAAAUGGCUUAAGCUCGGAGUACUGAUAAAUGACAAAAUUCAGAUUAUCUUACUGACCACACUAGUAAGAAUUUUGGGAUAUCAUGUAGAUAAUAUGAUUGACUGGCUUUAGACAUAAUUUUUUUAAAACUUUACUCAGUAAGUUGUUAAUCACUCUGUUUAACAGAAAGAAGACAAGAUUUGUGACAGCCUCGUUGGGUACCUAGCAGUGUAUCGUAUCUGCUUUGCCAUGGCAGCAUUCUUCUUUUUCUUCUGCCUCAUCAUGUAUGGUGUAAAGAGUAGUAAAGAUCCAAGGUCUGGAAUACAAAAUGGCUUCUGGGGUCUCAAGGUCUUGAUUUAUGUUGGCCUUAUUGUUGGAGCUUUUUUCAUCCCAACUGGAACUUUUGUUGAAGGUACUGCAAGUAUAUGUAACUAGUGUCUUGCCAUUUAAUUUGAUGUCUGUCAUAAUCUUUUCAUUUUUUAAUUUUUCAAGUUGUUAACCCUCUAACUUCUGAGAUUGGUGGUCAAUUCUCCCCUCCAGCUGCUACACAUUUCCUUGUAAAUUAGUAAUGAGAAUUUAGUGGUAGAUCAAAAUAACAACUUCUACCUGAUAAGUUUGAGUGUUCUCAUUAGCUAUUUGCUGGAUAAUGUAUGAAUGUUAUAGGGACAAGUCCAAUUAAUUACUGCUGGGAGUUAAAGGGGAAUGAUUAGAAUGUAAUUACAUGACUUUGUUUAAACAUUUUGUUCAAGCAAAAGGUGUUUCAUUCUAGCUUUUUGCAAAUUGUUUUACUUGCUGAUUGUUGCCAAGCAGUUACAGACCAUAUGUUGAAAUAGCUUAUCCAAAAAAACUUCUAUUACCCAUCACAUGAAGGUCUCAGAAAUUUUAAAAGCUAAAUUUGGAUAAAUAGCAAAAUAUUUAAGUCUUAGUUAAUAUAAGCAAUAGACCAAACUUUCCAUCAAUUUAAUGGUAUAACCCACUUGAGAUUUUGGGAGAACACAACGCCAUAUUCAACACAAGAGAAGUUGUAAAUCACCUCAAUUUUCUAUGGAUUUACUGGUGCAAUAAAUGGCAGGUUUUUUACCAAUCAGGGCAGUCAUAGUAUCUUGGGUUAGUUACUUUAUAAAGCCUUCAAGUUAUGGCUACAUGUAUGGGAUAAAGGUUCAAACACAUUGGUCUGAUUAUUUGUCAGUUUGGAUGUACUUUGGCCUGAUUGGGGCAUUCCUGUUUAUCUUGAUCCAACUGGUUCUUCUUGUGGACUUUGCUCAUUCAUGGAACAGCUCUUGGGUUGAAAAAAUGGAAGAGGGUGGCUCCAAAGUCUGGGCAGGGCUGCUGCUUUUCUUUACAUUCUUGAUGUACGGCACUGCUGUGGCAGGAAUUAUCUGCUUGUACAUCUAUUUCACGCAUGGUGUACAUGGUGCGCCUGAGAAGAAAUGUCAUACCAACAAGUUUUUUAUCAGCUUCAAUUUGAUCCUGUGUGUAAUUGCAUCAGCUUUGGCCAUUCACCCCAAGAUACAGGAACGCCAGCCCAGAUCUGGUAUGUUCUUUGAGAAUUUAAGAGAUCCCAAUUUCUAGUACUUUCUGGCUUGGAAAUUUUGCAGGUUUUUUUCACAAAAAUAAUUUCCACAAAGUAAGGUAGUGCUCAAACUUAUGACCUUCAGAUGAAAGAUUAGUCAGCAGGCAAAUCAAAUGUUAUUUAUAUUUUUAAUCACAAUUUAUAUGAGUCUUUGAUGAUACCUUGUGUAGUGUGAUUGUUAAAUUCUUCCUUUUUUUCAGGUUUGCUCCAGGCAGCAGUCAUUACACUCUAUGCUGUUUACUUGACUUGGUCAGCACUACUGUACAACCCAGGUGGAUGAUUAAGAAAUCCCUUUAAUAUGUAUAUGUCAACAUUUAACCAUCCCAUACUCAUUAGAUCUUAGCCUAUCUCUUUCCUUUAACCCUGUAAUUCCCAAAAUCUGAUUACAAUUCUCCCUCUUGCAGCUAUGCAUUUCCUCUUAAAUUAGUCACAAGAAUAUGGUGUUACACUUAGAUCAAGAUAACAAUUUCUACCAGAUAAGUUUGAGUAUUCUCUUCACCUGUUUGCCGGAUAUUGUAUGAAUAUUAUAGGGAGAAGUUAUAUAGUAAUCACUUCCAGGAGUUAAAAUAGAAUUCUCCUCUGAAUUCCAGCUGAUGUUUGCUUUUUCAGAUCCUUCCAUGUCCAUCCUCACCAACAUUUCCCUACGUUUCUUCUACUCAAAAAAUUCCAGAUGAAGACUUGCAUGGUAGUUUUGUGGUUGGUUUUCAUAGCAUAUCACCUGUUCAAGACCAUUUCACUUUGCUUUUCUAGACUGAGUGCUACUUGUUGUUUACCCUCUAACCCCUAAGAGUGACUAGCAUCUAAUUUCUCCCUACAAUAUCAGCCUUGAAUAAAACAUUAAGGUCACAAGAUUUAAGGAAAUGAUCACCAACUAAAGAAGCUCUUGAUUGUUAAACAAAUUCUCCUUGUCAACACCUCAGGAAAUGUAUAGAGAACAGUAUGGAGAAUAUGCAGACUAAUAACAUUGACCAAAUUUUUAUUUCAGAUCCUUCAUGUAACCCCUUUGUAAACGCUGAUCCUUCAGUGAAGAGCGUUGACAACCAAGCCAUCAUUGGUGUUGUGGUGAUGUUUCUCAUGGUUGUGUAUGCAAGUGUUAGGACAGCAAGCAGCUCACAAGUGGGAAAACUUGGUAUGAGCAACCCAGCAGCAAGUGCAACAGGUAGCACUGAGGCCACUACCCUUCGUGAAGAGGGAGGUGCUAACAGUGACAUAAACCUGAUGGAAGAAGGGAACAGACAGCAGGUGUAUGAUGAUGAACAAGAUCAGGUGGCUUACAGUUACUCAUUUUAUCAUUUUAUGUUGUUCCUGGCUUCCCUUUACGUCAUGAUGACCCUGACAAACUGGUACAAGUAAGUGACUGCAUAAAUUGUUCCAAGUUAUAUUUCUGUGCUCUUUGGGAGCAGAAUUUUUAGAUGGACAAUGUAUAUUCUAGAACACUUUAUCAAAAUUUCUAAACAAUCAAUAACACAUGCAGCUUUGAAGAGUUUUUGCACUACCACUUCCUCUUUGUUACUUCUCUUUUGUCAUUAGUUUUUCUUAAAGGACAUCCUAAAAUUUUGUAAAUAGGACGUGAAAGAUGGUAAAUUUUGAUCCCCAUAAUGAUGUAGGCACAAGUAUGGGAGAGAGAAAAAAAUUCUUGGUCCUUUUGAAGAAUUGAACCUCAGAGGCAUUGAGGUUCAAUUCCUCAGUGGGACUCAGAAGUUUUUUUUUGUCACAGCCCUGUGAUGAAACAAAGAAACACCUUUCCUUAUUCUAGAUUGUUGUUGGAAGUGUAAUUUGCUCAGUAGAAUACAUGAACAUAUACUGAUUUUCUCCACAUGAAAAGAGUAAAUUCCAUUUGUACGACUUUUAAAACAAUCCAAAAUGUUCAUACCUAGUGCCUUAGUGCUGUUAGCAGUCAGCCUAAACUUUUUUUUUUUAAAUACAAGUUGCUUUAAUUUCAGGCCAGAAUCCAGUAACAUCCACAACCUUACAAACAGCAGUGUGGCAGUAUGGAUCAAGAUAACUUCCAGUUGGAUGGGUCUGCUGCUGUUUAUCUGGACCCUCAUUGCUCCAGUCCUAUUUCCGGACAGAGAUUUUGACUGAAGUGAGCACACCUAUCCUCCAGAUUACAUAGACACUGCAACCGAUUUCUAGGCAAGCAUGCUUAGACAUUUGGCUCUCCAUUAAUUUUUUGUUCUGCCUAGGUUUAUAAAGCGUGAGGAAGGUUUUAAUCUUUGACUGUAGCGUUUAGCUUUUGCGAAAUAAUCCAAAUUUAGAGGCAAAAAAAAGACUAGAAAAAGGAAACGAAAUGGAGAAAGAGAUUGUGGAAAGAAUGUUCGAGAUCGUCAGAUGUUAGUUA
Molecule: messenger RNA, 5665 nt
Organism: Pocillopora meandrina
Lineage: Eukaryota; Metazoa; Cnidaria; Anthozoa; Scleractinia; Pocilloporidae
Source: the annotation of a GenBank genome assembly